AUGAAGUCAGUAAAUAAAUAUCUGCACUAGCUUCACCACGUUAAAAUGUUUUGUGACAAAAAGUGUUGAAAUGAAGCAAUUAAUAUUUGUAUUGUGUUUCUUAAUAUUGUGUGUGACAUUAUGUAGGACAAAAGACUUCGUUGACGGCACGAGAGUUAAUAAUUUGCUGAUAUCGACUGAGAAAGUUGUUUAUCGAGGGAUACCUUUGUUCAAACGAGAUAAAGACUACACUUAUGUUGAUCCGAAGCAAAGAAUUAUUAAGGGUAUCAUCGCACGUGAUCUCUCUCGGACGCAGGCAGAGGUUACCGUGAAGGAAGGAGGAGUGGGCACGACCUCUGUCACUCUACAUUUCCAAAGCGAACGCGGAGAAGGUCUUAACUACCUCGUACUGAUAUUUAGUCAAAACAGCUAAAUACAGAAGAAAACAGCCAUAAACUUUUAUUAUGAAAUUUACUGUAAUAUAUCUCUUUUACACCUAAUUAAUAUAUAAAAUGUAUAAACACCGU
This is a messenger RNA of Achroia grisella, 506 nucleotides long. RefSeq lists its product as uncharacterized. NCBI's taxonomy places the organism in Eukaryota, Metazoa, Arthropoda, Insecta, Lepidoptera, Pyralidae. The record is from RefSeq and is a predicted model, not a curated record. The transcript has 2 exons. Bases 71 to 412 code for a protein of 113 amino acids.